GUGUCUCACCAUCAUUGGCUGGUGUCCAACUCGUUCUCUAUAUAAACAAGAAAAUUACACUUACUACACUUUGUAAGAGAGAAAAAUGGCGAGAAUGAAUUCACUUUGCGUUGUUUUGUUAUGCACUCUUGCUAUUUUUGGAUCACUUGCUCAAAUUCAGGCGAAAAAGCAAUCUUCCGAAGAUCUGAAGGAAGUGACUCAUAAAGUGUUUUUUGAUGUUGAGAUUGAUGGAAAACCAGCUGGUAGAGUUGUUAUGGGGCUCUUUGGAAAGGCAGUUCCGAAAACAGCUGAAAAUUUCAGAGCAUUGUGCACUGGAGAGAAAGGUGUUUCGAAAUCUGGGAAACCCCUCCACUACAAGGGAAGCACAUUCCAUAGAAUUAUUCCAAGCUUCAUGAUCCAGGGAGGUGAUUUUACUCGCGGAGACGGAACAGGUGGAGAAUCAAUCUACGGAGAGAAGUUUGCUGAUGAAAAUUUCAAGCUAAAGCAUACUGGACCAGGAUUUCUGUCUAUGGCAAAUGCCGGUAAAAACACCAACGGUUCUCAGUUCUUCAUCACAACCGUAACAACCAGCUGGUUGGAUGGCAAGCAUGUCGUAUUUGGCAAGGUGCUUUCUGGAAUGGAUGUCGUUUACAAGAUGGAAGCCGAGGGAAGGCAAAAUGGUACCCCUAAAAGCAAGGUUACUAUUGCUGACAGUGGAGAACUUCCUCUUUAAUCUGUCAUCAAUAUGACUAUAUGCCUUCCCUGAAGCGAGAUGGAAUUAGGAAUAACUAUAGAGUCCAAUCCUUGUGGAAUGUGGAGACUUUGCGCUACAGUUUUUAUCUUUACACAUUGUUGGACACUUUCUUGGGGCAUAUUGCCUAAUGUUCGUCUUUAUGUUGCCUAAUGUUCGUCUUUAUGUAACCUAUACGAGGAAGGACAGGGUUAAAGAUAAUCUAGUUCAGCAACUCUUUCUCUUCUAAAAUGACUUGGAAUUAGACAAGGUAGAUUUUGCUGCUA
Beta vulgaris subsp. vulgaris (sugar beet) is the source of this 996-nucleotide messenger RNA. Its product is annotated as peptidyl-prolyl cis-trans isomerase CYP19-4. Gene Ontology annotation, cellular component: intracellular membrane-bounded organelle. The transcript is spliced from 7 exons. Gene Ontology annotation, biological process: protein peptidyl-prolyl isomerization; protein folding. NCBI's taxonomy places the organism in Eukaryota, Viridiplantae, Streptophyta, Magnoliopsida, Caryophyllales, Amaranthaceae. The record is from RefSeq and is a predicted model, not a curated record. The coding region runs from base 86 to 712 and encodes 208 amino acids. Gene Ontology annotation, molecular function: peptidyl-prolyl cis-trans isomerase activity.